Molecule: messenger RNA, 2895 nt
Organism: Trypanosoma grayi
Lineage: Eukaryota; Euglenozoa; Kinetoplastea; Trypanosomatida; Trypanosomatidae
Product: AP-1 complex subunit beta
Exons: 1
Coding region: 1-2895 (964 amino acids)
Biological process (GO): vesicle-mediated transport; intracellular protein transport
Cellular component (GO): membrane coat
Source: RefSeq, a predicted model, not a curated record
AUGGACACCGUUCUGCGGAAGGUGCAGGAAAAAAUCCAGCAAAACUUCUGGCGCUCCGGUGGAGGCUCGAAGUUUUUCGGCACGGCUAAGCGAGGCGAGGGGGUGGAGUUGCACAACGAUCUUAACAGCAACGAUAGGGAGAAGCAGAAGAAUGCGGUGAAACGAAUCAUAGCGGGCAUGACGUUGGGCCGCGACGUGAGCUAUCUCUUUAUGGACGUCGUGAAGCUCGGCCAAACACCGAACCUUGAAUUGAAAAAACUGGUCUACCUCUAUGUUCUCAAUACAGCCAAGCUACAGCCUGACAAAGCUCUCAUGGCAGUUAACACGUUCCUACAGGACACAACGAACAGCUCUCCCAUCGUCCGCGCCCUUGCGGUGCGCACAAUGAUGUGCAUUCGUGUCGAGUCGGUGACGGAGUACACACUGGAGCCACUUCGCCGCGCCGUCGCGGAUCCCGACCCAUACGUGCGCAAAACCGUCGCUAUUGGAAUCGGAAAACUGUUCCACCAAAACUCGCAGAUAUUUUUCGAUCAAGGGUUCGCCUCGGAGUUGAUGAAGCUGCUGAAUGACACAUAUGCCAUCGUGGCCGCCAAUGCGGCGGCAGUUUUAUCUGAGGUGAACGACUAUGGAUCAGUCCCUAUCCUGCCAGAGGCUGAUUUCGUCAAUCGAAUGCUGCGACACCUCUCAGACUGCACAGAGUGGGGGCAGUUGUCCAUACUGGAGCUCAUUGCCGAUACACCGCCCACGAGCACAACAGUAGCGGAGGACGUUAUCGUACGUGUGUUGCCACGGCUCAGCCAUAGCAAUGCAUCCGUCGUGAUGGGAGCCAUCAAACUGAUAACCAACUACGCAUGUCGCUGCAGCGCCGAUGUAGCGAGUCAGUGCAGCGCACGGGUGAACUCUGCCUUGGUGACGCUUGCUAAAGGAGACCCCGAAUCGCAGUAUGUUGUUUGCAAGAAUAUUCAUGCUGUGCUUGUGGUAUUUCCAAAUAUACUCCGCAACAAUCUCGACUCCUUUUAUGUACGCUUCACAGAUCCGCCGUAUGUGAAACUCGAAAAACUGCAUCUUUUAUUAAAGCUCGUCACCCCAUCUACCGCACAGCAAAUUGUCAAAGAGUUGGAGGAGUAUAGUUCUGAGGUGGAUCUGCUUUUUGCCCAAGAAGUGGUAAGAGGCAUUGCCACACUCGCGUUGAAGAUAGAAUCGGUUGCCCCGAGCUGCGUGGGUCUUCUCUUGCGUAUUGUCGGCACACGUCCCGAGCUGCUUCCACAGGUUAUCACGAGCUGCAAAAACAUUGUCCGCAAGUAUCCAGAGCAGCUCGUAUUGGAGACACUCAUUGUCGACCACGGCGCUGACACUGUCCCAGAGGAAGAAGCGAAGGUGUCGCUCAUCUGGAUGUUGGGUGAGUUCUGUGACUUUGUUGAGAAUGGAAGACAAAUCAUUACGCAGUUUAUUGAUGAACUAACGUCGCAUGAGCAGUCAGUUCAGCUAGCAAUCCUCAGUGCCGUUAUUAAGAUGUUUUUGCGCGACCCUGCCGGGAUGGAGCAGACACUCAAUGUUGUGCUGGAUACCUUAACAACAAACAGCGACGACCCUGACCUACGUGACCGCGCCUACGCCUACUGGCGUCUGCUCUCCAAAGGUGUCGGGGUGGCCAAGAUGAAGCAGAUUGUACACGGUCAUCAAGUCCCCGUCGCAGCGGAGUCGACGUUUAGCGACGCUAUGAAGUUGGCAGACCUCAAGAAGUCCGUCAACACAGCUGCGGUGGUAUUUGGGAAGCCGUUCCACUCCUUCCUCCCACCGUACGGCCUUGUAAACGAGGACGCGAAUGAGGAAGAAGACGAGGAUGCGGAGGAAAAUAGCUUAGCGUCUCAGGUGGUGGCCACCACCUCCCACGUCCCGGCUCCCACACCAGAGCAACCCGCCACCGCAACUUCAAUGUCAACCACUGUUGCACCGGCUGCUGCCAAGUAUGUGGAUCCGCUAGACAACUUGUUUGGUGAUACGCCCAUCGCUCCAGCCGAACCAAACGAAUAUCAACAGCAACAAGGCUCUUCUUUUGGUGAGACGAGCCUAUUUGGUGAACAAAAGAAGCAGCCAGCAACAUUGCAAGAACCACAACAGCACCAGCUUCCGCCGUUAGUCCUCCCUGCGGGGAACAUUGGGGUCGCCGUCCACAGCCAACUCGUGGAGGGGCCAGCACUGUGGAUCGCAUUGGUGAAUCAGCAGACGGUGCCAAUUAGUCAGCUUCUGCUGCAGGUGAAUUUGAACAUACUGGGCUACCUUCCGGCAGCGAGUCUCGGCGACUUUAUGCCUUCAGUACCUGCGGGUGAAACAAGGUCUGCACGGCUGCCGCUCAAGACGUCCGAACGGCACUUCGAUGUUACGCGUCAAACAAUUGAGGUUGGUAUCAAAGGGCAAAAUUUGCCACUGUUAAUUUUCCGUCUGGAUGUGCCAGCGGACCAACUUUUGGCGGUGUCUACUCCUAUAGAAGGAUCAGCCUUUGCGGCCAAGUGGCAGGCAUUCGACCAGUCGGCAGAGGCCAAACAGCUACUUGCCGAGACUGGUGUAAAUAUGCUCAGCUCGUUGGAUCGUCGCAGUGUUCUUGAGCGGCAUCGCUUCUUUCUCUUGCCACGAGAGCGUGAGUCUAGCGAACUCGUCUCGUACAACGGCAUUGUGACGACGACACUCGGGUUGCAUGGCAUGGUCGAGAUCCUUCUUGACAAGAAUUCCCCCGCGCAGAGUUACCUUUGUGUGAAAAGUCACCACGUCAGUUCCAUCAUGCCUCUUCUACUAAAGGUGCUCCAGGGCGCUUUUCCCAUGAGGAAAGUAUCUACUGGUGGUACAACCACGACCUCAGGGAAUAAUGAUUCCGUGCUGGAUAACUGGUUCGCCUGA